Messenger RNA from Sclerotinia sclerotiorum 1980 UF-70, 1704 nucleotides. RefSeq lists its product with no specific name. NCBI's taxonomy places the organism in Eukaryota, Fungi, Ascomycota, Leotiomycetes, Helotiales, Sclerotiniaceae. The record is from RefSeq and is a predicted model, not a curated record. The transcript has a single exon. Bases 1 to 1704 code for a protein of 567 amino acids.
AUGAGCUUCAGCGAUCUAAAAGGAAAAGGAGGAAAAGGCAAGGAGAUAACCUUAGCUCCAGCUCCAGCUACAGCUCCAGCGGAAAUGAAAUCAAAUAAUAAUCAUAAGGAUGGUAAUGCUAAUGGAAAUAAUAUGCACGUACCAACAAAUCGAGAUGAACAACCUCAAUCUUCACUAUUAGCGCGUGUAGGUGCUUCGGCCAUGGGAUUGGGAAGAAAUGUUUUUAGUGGGAGUGGGAGUGAGAGGGAAGGUGGUGAGGGAUUGAGGAGGGAUAUGAUGGGUUUAAUGAGCGGGAAGGCGGGAGGGAGUGGGAGUGGAAGUGAGAAUUAUGUAGGAUCUUCUAGUUUGAGAGAUGCUGGUGUUGGGUUUGCGGGUCCUGCCCCGAGAACUGAAGGGAUGAGGAGCUUGGGGAAUAGUAAUUUGGAAGGAUAUGGAGGGGAUGGAAAGGCUAGUGAAAGUCUAGGUGAGAGGGUGCGGCAUAUGCAGCAGAGCGAAAAUGAAUUUUCGGAUUUUUUGGAUCGUGUUCCUUCGCUUACGCCGGCUGAUGAUUUUGGUUUUGCAUCUGGAUCUGGAUCUGGAUCAGGAGCUGCAUCUGGAGUUGAAAAUCGGAGCCACAGCCGCAGUCGAGUGGAUUAUGCAACAUCUUCUAGCUCUGGCUCUGGUGCUGGUGCUGCUUUUGGUGCGGAUUUUCUCUCGCAGGGAAAUUCGAAUAUGUUUACGGAGGAUGCUGAUGCAGAGGUAGAGGGACGAGGAGAAGGAAUGAAUAGUGAUAUGGGUCGAUUUCAUCCUAAAUAUGGUGCAGUUUCUAGUUCAAAUCCGGAUCUGAUACAGGAAAGUACGAAUUCGGACUGGGGAAAUGUAUGGGCUCGGACUUCUGGUGCUUCUACUUCUACAGAGCGGGUUCAAAACCCACAGGUCAAAAUCGAUAAGCUUGGAGAUUUUGAUAUGAAAAAAUUCCUUAGCGAGUCAGUUGCUUCUUCUAAGAUAAGUUCUACUGGGGAAAAUGGAAAAGUGUCUUCCUCCGGAUAUUCUGAAAAAGACGGAUCUAAAAGUGUUGGGUAUAAUCAUACAGAUAUAUCAGAACAAGAAAAAAGAGACGGAGAAGAAGUUCGAGAAAUAUUAUCAAAAAUAGGUGGAGCAAAUUUAAAUUUUGAGGAAGAAAUGGAGGAAUUAUUGACGGAACAGAAAGAAUGGGCAACAAAUGAACAGGAGAUGAAAGGUUAUGAAUGGGAAUGGAAAUGGGGAAUGAGUGAGGAAGAAAGAGAGAGAAUUAGAAAAAUUACGAGGGAUUUAUUGUUUCUGGAACCGGUGGUUCGUGGAAUUCCUAAGGGGGUUCAUUCGUUGGAUCUUGUUCCUGGGUAUGAGAGGGAAAGAGAGGAAAGAUGGAGGGAGGAGGAGAGGAGUAAGGGGGAGGAGGAUGCGAAAGGGGAUGUUUUCGCGGGUGUGGUGUUUAAGGAUAAAAUGGAUGAUGGGAAGGGAAAAUGUAAGGAAGAAUGGAAAAGCGAUUGGAAGGGUGUGUUGAGGGGGUAUACGGAUGAAGUGUGGGGAGGUUUAUUACCCUUGGUUAUAGAAGCUAGGGAAGAAUUGCAAAGGGAGGAAAAAGAAGGCAAAACCGGAGAGGGGAAAGAUACUGGCGAUUUGAAAGCUUUAAGGAGGUUAGGUGCUGUAUUGGGACAUUUGAAGGGGAUAGGGAGGGAGGUGUGA